UGGAAGAUCGAAGAUUGCACCAGAAAGGAAGCCAACAGGCCGAGAAGGUCAUGGACGAGGACGUCGUCAAGGUGAUCAAAGCCAGCGACGACGAAGGGCCACGCAAGAAGGCCCCGAGCGAAGAGGCGCCAAAAGCGACGGCGCCGGAGGCCCGGCGCAAGUCGAUGAUCCCGAAGCGCGGGCCUCCGGGCGCGACAGCAUCGCCCAGCACGUCCGGCAAGGAAGAUGGGCCAAAGCCGUGGAAGAAACCGCCUACAAAAGGCGCCGCCACAAGCUCUGCAACGAUAUCCGGGAAGGAAGACGGUCCGAAGCCCUGGAAGAAGAAGGCCGCAGCCGAGGCUCCUGUCUUGUCCGAGGCCGACGAUGUGGUCGUCGUUUCCAAGAAGCCGGCAGCAAAAGCUGCUACAACAGAGACGCCUGCAGCCUCGGGCAAAGAAGAUGAUCCGAAACCAUGGAAGAAGAAGCCUACAGGAGCACCGGCCGACGCCGAGGCCGACGAUGUUGUGGUCAUGGCGAAGAAGCCUGCAACCAAGGCUGCUACGACCGAGUCUCCUGUGGCCUCGGGCAAGGACGAUGGCGCGAAACCUUGGAAGAAGCCUGGUGCCAAGGCGGCAACGACGGACGCUUCUCCAAUGUCCGAGACGGACGACGUCGUUCAAGUGGCCAAGAAGCCCAAUGCCAAGCCAGCGACCACCGACUCGCCGGCAACGUCUGGCAAAGAAGACGGAAAGCAACCGUCGAAAAAGCCCCCCGCCAAGAAGCUUGCGUCAGAGCCACCGACUGCCAAUGCCGACGCCCCGAACGACCAGAGUAGUGCCUCCAAGACCACACGUGCCGACAUUGGCGACGUGUCGGUGCUGGAGCCGAAGAAGAAACCUCCAGCUAGUGAGACACAGGCAACUGUCGAGUCCAGCGUUGUUGCCCCAGAGACCAAGCUACCGAAAGAAGGCGCACAAACCACCGAGGUGUCAACCGUGGUAGCAUCAGCGCGCACAAAGUCGGCACGAAGCAUCAACGAGAAUUCCAAGAGCAAAGCCAGCACUGGAGACAGCGCGGCGCUAGUGCAAGGGUCCAUUCCUCCGAGUACGUCACAUCCCGAGGCGGCAUCAACCGCAGCACCGACGAGCCCCGAGCCAGGUGCUGAUGUGAAGGAUACAACGGCGCCAACCACAACGCCUGUGACCACCGCAAUGGCCGCGCCGGCGUCACCAAAGAAGUCACCGUCGAGAAAGAAAAAGAUGGCUGCAUCGCCAGCCAAAUCCAAGGCGUCCCCUUCCAAAAAGCAGGCCGAACCAACGCGCGAGGACGCCCCGAAACGCCGCCCCCCGCGAAAGGCGGCGCCGCGACCCCCGCCGUCCAACGGGUCGAGCACCGACGAUGGCGACGGUCAACUGCGACAGCCGAUUCCAAAGCCGUUUCGGGUGCCCCGCGCCAAGCGCAAAAGUGGCUCUGAGCUCUGGCUCGAGCGUGAAAAAGCGUUCGAGCACUUUCGGUCGGGAAACAUCGUCAUGCCCGUGCCGGAAGGGCCGCUUGCGCCGACGCGCGUGAGCAAAACAUCAGCGUACUGCAUCGACUUGCACUUGGUCAAGAACUGGCCGCUCACUGAGAAGCUCGAGCAAGCGAGGCUCGAGUACGGGCUUCAAGUGACGUUCUUUCACGCGGUGACGCGGCGCUUCUUUGGCAACACGUGGCGCAGUCCCGAGAUGCCCGCCCAUGCAGUCGCAGACGUGCACUUUCAAAUGAGCGUGUGCUUUCUCACCGACGUCGUCGACCCCAACUGCGUUGCAAUCGUCGAGCUCAUUGCGCACGAGAAGAGCACGAGCUCGGCCUCGCUCACGGCCACAUCCCACGGCUGCGGCUGGUGCAUCCUCCCGCUCUUUGGCCAAAAGAUGCUACCAGCGACGACUGAGGCGCAGUCGGUCAACGUCUUUAUGGGGAGUCCACGCUACCUGUGGGUCGUCGCACAGGCCGAGUGGCAGGGACAGCCCAAAGUACCGGGUGGGAAAUUGCUGUACCAUAUUCGACCGUACGACCCGCUGCUAAAGGCAUAUGCGCUGGUGCGAAAGAACGAAAUGAUCUCGGGCAUUGACCGCGUUCCGGGCUUGAAAGACUUGUCGCUUGUGGGCAUUUUGCCGUCGAAAUUAGACCUCUCGCGGGUCAAGCUUCCGCGCGAGAUCUGCACGGCCGAGGAGUUUGCCGUCACCGUCGCCACGUCCAGUGUCUUCGUGCAUUUACGCGAAGACCUCGAGCGCAACCUCAUUGCGCGCCUCGCCAAGACGCGGCGCGCCUUGUAUCCCAUCGUGGAGAGCAUGGACGGCCAAGUCACGUCCCGCGUGCUCAAGGUCGCGCUGCACAACGGCCGGUGCUUUCGCACGCGCCAGCACACGGUGGCCCUCAAGGCCGAGAAUGGGUCGAAUACGCUCUCGGCGGUGCAGCACAAUGUCAAGCUCAAGGGCUACACGCUGAGCUCAUUGGUGGCGAUCGUGCUUCUGCUCCAGUUCACGGUACAAUUCCGCCUCGUGUGGCCCAAGAACGCCAAGCCCAAGACCGAGAAGGAGCCGCUCCCAACCGAAGACGUGGUCGUGGUGACCAUGGGCGCCCGGGCAAUUGUACCAAGCGACGGGAAGAAGUUUUACUACCACGACAAGAGCACACCAACGCUGCAAGAGAGCACAAAUCAAGCCGACGAUGCCAUGCUCCACAUUGAGCUCAGGAGCGGAACGUACGCGCGGCCGUACUCGGACAACGUCUUGUACACGUCGCCAGCGUGGACCAACAGCGUCAAAGAAGGCAAGUUGGAAGAGACUUUUGCGUCCGUGGACGUCGAAGUGCUUGUCGAAGGCGCUUCAUUGAGCUCGUCGGACGAAGAGGCCAACGAGGACGCAGAGAACGAGGUGGAGAAGCCCGAUACGUGGGCCGACGAUCUUCGAGACAAGGCGGCGCGGGAUGCGACGCUCUCGCAAGCACUUCAAUCGACCAUGAACCCGACGCCAAAGACCGCCCGACCGCAGUACGACCAACACGUAGGCGUUGAGCCACACUUGACGACGAUCGUGUCGGAUGAUGUGGCACCCGCGCACGAGCUCAGUCGCGCGUCCAAAGCUCUUUUAACGCGCCAUGGUAUGUACGACGACCGUGCACCGAAUUCGCUGCACGCUACGCCGGUGCGGUCGCCCAAGCUCACAACGUCGAUCGCCGACGAGCUCGCCGACAAUCUCAAUUUGCUCGAGAUUCAGUUUCAGUUUGCAGCCUUUCGCCCGGCUGCGGAUCGUACCGUGCCCAUGUCAGUCCACUUUGUGUUUCAGUUUUAUACGUUUGAACCGACUAAAACCGACCGGCUCGUGCUCACGGCGACACACAGCGCGGCCACGUACCUCCUCUGUCGCCAGGACGGCGCCAAAACCAAGCCGGCCCAAGCGCUCGCGUUCGAAGUGCACACCACGCGGCACUCGAUGCUCGAGCCAAGGGCGUUUGCCGAGUACCUCCAGCGCAAAUCGCUCCUUGUCGACGUCUACGACGGUGACAGUCUCCUCCCACUCGGUGCGAUCGCGAUUCCUCUCCACACGCUGUUGCGACAAGGUCAAAAGGUCAAGAAGCACCAUGCCGAGUACCCGGUGCAGACGCUACCCACCGACGAGUGUGUCGUCAAAGCCACGAUUGGGUCUGUGCAAGUGCUCAUGAGUAACUUUGCAUCGGCGUCGGCGCCGUGCCCGCGCAACCUCGUCGCCCCCAACGCUGCCGAGAGCGAUGUCAACUGGCGACUUUCCGCUGGUGCCCCACGCGACAAUGUACCGGGAGAGCCGCGCCACCGAGUCCGCGCGAGGCCGCUUGCCGACUCGAACCAAGAACUGCGCGACCUUCUCAUCAAGGAGCAAUUUUAUGCACCGACGGGUAGCCACACCGCGUCGUCGUCUCGUCGACCGGCAACGACCAGCGACGGUGCGUCGUUGACCCGCGACGAACUCGACUUGCUCUGUACCCGGUUUGCAACGCAGGCGACGCGGACCAACCGGCUCGACGCAAAUGCUCUGCUGGCACUCAUUUCGCUGCAGCCAUCGAUCAAGCCCCACUCGAACGCCACGCGUCGUGCUGACACGCAGCAGUUUCUCGACCAGCUCCGCGCGGUCUUCUUACAGGCCCAUGCCCAAGGCCUUCGCUUCAAGAGCAUGUUUGAAUUUCUAGAUGCGAACGGCGACGGUUUUGUGACGCCGGCCGAGUUUGUCAAGGGCCUUCGGCAGCUCGGACCGCUCUUUGCGUCGCUGCAACCUGCCGCGGUUGAAGCGUGUGUUGCAUACUUUGACACGAACGGCGACGGGCUCGUCAACUACAAGGAAUUCCUGGCGUUUGUGCACCAAGCGUGCUGCAUCGAUCUCCGGGACGAGCUUCGACAAGUGCUAUUGCGCGGCCUCGAGAAAGGCCUCGACGUCCCUUCGAUCUUUCGACAUUUGGAUACGUCGGGCGACGGCACGCUCUCGUACGUCGAGUUUGAGACGGCGCUCGCCCAGCUCAGCUUUCAAGUGUCGGACCGAGCAAUGUUUGAGUCGUUUUGCAAGCAGCUCGAUGCCGAUAGCGACGGGAGUAUCUCGUACAUGGAGUUUAUCACGUCCAUGGGGCUCGUCCUCCAAGCCCAAGACGCUCUAGUGUCCAUUCUACAGCAAAUUCUGCAGCGGACUGUGGCCAAAGACAUUGACAUUGGCGACCUCUUUCACCAUGUGGAUACAGACGGGUCAGGCGCGGUCUCGUACGACGAGCUCCGCGCGCUCAUCCAAGAAAUGGACGUCGAGACACAGCUGAGCGACGCGCUGCUCCAAGAACUGAUUGAGCGCAUUGAUAAAGACAAGAGCGGGUCGAUCGACGUGGCUGAGUUUAUGGCGUUUGUCGGCCUGGCGUACGACCCUGCGACCACAGUCCAGCGCCGCCUCGAGCGCAUCUUGACCAAAGCGGCGGCCGCCGGUGUCAGUGUCGCCGAUGCGUUCCGCCAAUUCGAUAACGACCACAGCGGCAGCGUGACACCGAAAGAGUUUCAAGCGGCUUUAGCAAGUCUCCAGUGCCCGAUCUCGGACGGUGAUCUCAAACGCGUCAUGCGCAAGCUCGAUGGCGACGGCGACGGGUCGGUCUCGUACAAGGAGCUGCUCUUCUUUUGCUUUGGCGACCAGUCGGCUGCGAUUGUGGCGUCGCCCAUUGAGACGCAGCUCAAGGUGCUCUUUGACGCGGCGGCGGCCAAGGGUAUGGACCUUCUGCAGUGCUUUGCGCAUUUCGACAAAGACGGCAGCAACCAAGUGUCAGCGUCCGAGUUUACGUCGGCGCUCCGAGAGUUGGGCUUUGGCGGACUCGAUGACGACGUCAUUGCCGCCAUCGUGACGCACUUGGACAAGGACGGCGACGGACAGAUUGCUUUGGACGAGUUUGUGGCGCUUGCGACACCGCGGACGCAGCAGACGAUGCGAGACAACAACCGACCGUACAUGCGGCUCAAGACGAUGUUGACCAAGGCGAUGGCCAGCGGCAUCGACGUCUGCGGCGCCUUUGCGCAUUUUGACACGGCGCACACGGGGGCUGUCUCGUAUGGGGACUUUGAGACGGCAUUGCGGCAGCUCGGCGGCGCACACACGUGGAGUGCGGUCGAUAUGCAAGACAUUCUGUCGCAUUUGGAUACCGACAAGUCGCAGACCAUUUCGCUUGACGAGUUUGGCGCGUUUCUCGGCAUCGCCAAGAGCGUGUCGCUCGAGAUGCGCUUUCGGGCCCUUCUUGCCAAAGCCACGGGCGAAGGCGUGCCCUUGGAGCAAUCGUUUGCUCAUUUCGAUACGGCGAGGCACGGCUUCCUAACACCCGCGGGCUUCCACGACGGUCUCGUGCGGCUCAACUUUAACGACGCGAGUAGCGACGAAGCCGGGCGGCUCUUUGCUGUCCUGAACGCAAGCCAAACGGGCGAGGUGACGUUGGCCGAGUUCAAAGCGUUUGUAGGAGGCGCGUCCGACGCGGGCCACGCCGUGAUCCCGCUGCCACCGAUGGAGAAGCUGCGCGAACUCUUUGGUCGAGCGAGCGCGAAAGGCGUCAACGUCCAACAUGCGUUUGCCCAUUUUGACAAGGACGGCAACGGCUCGAUAAGCCACGCGGAAUUCGACCAAGCGAUUGCCGAGCUCGGGUUUACAUCGCUGAGCGCGGUCGAUGUCGCCAGCAUCCGGGCCACCCUUGACAAGGACAAUAGCGGGUCCAUCUCGCUGGCCGAGUUCAAAGCUGUGUACCCGCCCGACGCUACGACAUCGGGCGUAGCGCAACCACCAACGACGAGCUUGUCGCCAUUGGACGCACUACAAGCGCUGUUGCGUAAGGCCCAAGCCCAAGGCGUCGACAUUGCGGCGUCCUUUGCUCACUUUGAUAAGGACGGCAAUGGGCAAAUCUCCCACGCAGAGUUUGACAGCGCCAUGACCGAGCUCGGGUUCAUAACGUUCACGGCGUCGGACCUCGCAGCCAUUCGAAGCCACUUGGACAAGGAUGGCAGCGGGUCGAUAUCGAUUGCAGAAUUCAAGUCGCUCUACGACACCGCGACAAAUACCGAGACAUCGUCGCCCUUGGCGAAACUGCAGACGCUACUGCGUCGCGCGCAAGCGCAAGGCGUCGAUGCGGCAACGUCCUUUGCUCACUUUGACAAGGACGGCGACGGUGGUAUUACGUACGCUGAAUUUGCGCCUGCGCUGCGGGAGCUCGGUUUUACCGAUCUGACAGCCAGUGAUAUGGACGAGCUGCAGAAGGCCCUCGACAAAGACGGGAGUGGCGUCAUCACCCUCGCCGAGUUUUCAAAGCUGUAUGCACCGACACCGCUCGACAACCUCAAAGCGCUUUUGGCCCGCGCGAGCGACCAAGGCAUUCCGAUGGACGAAGCCUUUGCUCACUUCGACGCGGACGGCGACGGCGUCCUCACAAGCGAAGAGUUUGCCGCAGGCCUCCAGAGCCUUGGCUUGGGUCCGCUAUCCGAUGGCGACAUCAAGGGCAUCCUUCUUGUGCUGGACAAGGACGGCAGCGGCAAGAUCGCGCUGAGUGAGUUUCGCGCCUUGUAUCCGGCCAAGACGUCGGCGCGAAAACCACUUAGCAAACCGUCGUCGGCGCGCCGUGUGACAGCAACGACUGAGCUUGCCGCGUUGCUGCAACCAGUGCAGACCAAGGCCAUCGAAGCGCUUCGUAAAGUGAACGCAGAAAGCGUACCGCAAGCGGCUUUUGAGGCGGCACUCUUGUCUCUGGGCGUCGACGGCGUCACGGCAGAGCUCGUAUCGGCGGCAGGAGCCCUGCUCGGGCCCUCGGGUGUCGUUGCGCUUGCGGAUUUCGGCGCACUGUUGGGUCUCGACGAUGGCUCCAAGACAUCGGCGCGAGCUGAUGCAUCUUUGCCAGCAACAUUGAACUCCAGUGUUGCCAAGUUUCGGCGCGGGAUCGAAGCGGCGACCGCCCGAGGCGUCGACAUCCGUCGCGUGCUUACAGCCUUGGACGUCGACAAUUCCGGGUCGCUCGCGUACGCGGAGCUCGACACGGGCCUUCUCGAGCUCGAGAUCAACGACAUGACCAACGACGACGUGAUGGCUCUUCGAGCGACGCUGGAUCCGUCUCAGUCAGGGCGCAUUGCACUCGCGGUACUCUGGAGCUCGGAAGCCACUGUGCAGCAGCAAGCCCCGGCCACGACCGCACGUGCGUCCUCACGGCCCUCCGCGCUUGGCAAACUGCAGCAGCUUUUGACAGCGGCGAAACAAGGUGACGGAAAAGUCGACAGCGUGUUUCAGCAGUUUACGGUCAUCGAUGGGUGCAUUGCCCUCGGCGACUUUGAGCUGGGGCUCGUCGAACUUGGCUUCAAUGACUUCGACGACGCCGAGAUGACUCAGAUUCGCACCGAGCUUGGUCGCGACGGCGUCGUGUCGUUACAGCGCCUCACCGAGCUCUCUGACCCAACGCCGACCGCCGACGCCAAGCCUGCGGUGGCUGCCCCCACAGCUGCAAGACCGAUCGACGCUAUCAAGCAACUGCUGAUGCAGGCCAAAGAAAGUGGCGUCAACAUCGACAACGCAUUUGCCGCCUACGACAAGGAAGGCAGCGGCGCAAUCUCGCGAGCGGACUUUGAUGCGGGCUUGCAAGCCCUUGCCCUCGCCGAUUUGGCUCCGGACGACGCACUGCUACUCGGCAAUCACUUGGAGUUGGACGGAAUUAUCUCACUCGUCGAGCUCAAGAAACUGUACACAAAGCCCCGCUUGGCUAAAGCACCGUCCACCGGCGACGCCAAGCGCAAACCGUGGCAAAAGCCGCCGCCCAAGACGGCCGCAACUGCGUCCGGCGGCAGCGAGGCCGCACCCGUGUCAACAGACGCUCCCGACGCCAAGCCCUCAAGAACGCCGGCAACAUCGGCGCGCACGCUGAAGACCAAAGCAUCGGCGAGAGAAAUGACCGUCAAGGGGACGCCUCCCGCCGUCGCAGCGCUCUCGGGCUUACUUCUGCGCGCUCAGGGAGAAGGCAUUGAUGUUAGCCAGGCGUUUAGUCACUUCGACAAGGACGGCAAUGGCAAGAUCACGCACACCGAGUUUGAUCAAGGCAUGGCAGCGCUAGGUAUGGACAAGCAGCUCAGUCCGGUGGAUAUUGUGGCGAUCCGUACGUGGCUCGACGCCGACGGCAGCGGUGCGAUUGCGCUGAGCGAGUUCCAAGCGCUUUACACCGCCACUGCAGAGCAAGCCAAGCCCACAGCGCGCUCGGAGGUCGUGUCCCCGACCACCGCCAAGCCGGAUGGUGCGCAGAGGAGCCAAACAAUUCCACGACUCAACUUGGCCAAGGCCAAGCCCGCGCUCGAGAAGCAGACGUCGGAUCCGGUUCUUGCAACGGCAAAGAAAGGUACGCCUGCGUCGAUAUCAUCCUCGGCGACGCGGCCCGCGCUGCAGCCAAAGCCUGCGGCCACACCGGCGUCGGUUCCGUCUCAACCAAAACGUACUCAAUGUGUUGACGCAACACCAACGCCCGGCCGGACACCGACGCCAGAGUCUUCGGCUAAACCGGUGACGACAGCGAAGAGCGCCUUGAAGCAGCCACCGGCAGCCGCGAAAUCGCAUAGCAACAACGAGUUGCCGCAUCCCACGGCUCAACCCACGACCAGCGUCGAGUACCGGUUCAGUCCCGAGCCCAACGUGCGCCUCGUGGAAAUGAAGCUGCGGAAAGCGGCGAUCGCGGCUGCGGCACGCGGUGUCCGUGCCCCGGCGCUCUUGACCAAGUACGCCGAAGGCAAAUCGGAUGAGAUCCUUCGCGUCCGGUUCGUCGAGUUUCUCAUGGAGCUCGGGCUCUCGCUUGUCGACGACCUCGGGUCGGCGGGAUAUGUGGCGGACGCGCCGUCGCUCAUGCACGACAAGGUGUACGCGCGGCAGCUUGAGCGUCUCCGCAUGUACAAGCGUCAGCAACAGCGGACGACGACCCGCGCGCAGCGGGAUUUGGUCGACGCCGCGUCAUUGGCCAACCACGGCCGUCAAAACGACGUCGCUUCCGGCCGUGCGACCGUCGACGCGUACUUGGCGCAGAAGCACAAGAUGCUGCAAAUCGUUCAGUUCUACCGCGACGGCCACAAGAAGGCGCUGAUCCAAGCGCUCUUGAAAGACCACGUGACGACGACCGUGCAUCUAUAUGCGAUGUUUGGCUCGAUGCUCUUCUUUGAACUCCCCGUGCGCAACCCGUACGGACACGCCGAGCGUUUCCGCAUCGAGUGGGCCGACGCCGAGCUCCAACUCGUGACGGACGCGGCCGAGUGGGCCUACUACCGGGACCACGUGCCCCGUGCUGUGGACAUUCCAAACGCGCCAACCACUCGUGUCGAGCGCGAUAUGGUCGACAGCCUCCACGAGCUGCUCCUGGAUGGCGGGGACUACGUUGCACUUCCCUUUCGGUUUCUAUCGCUCGCGCUGCGAACGCACGAGCGCACGAUCCCGAUCUCGAUCAAGAGCGUCGCCCACGGCCAUACGAUCGCCGUGAUCCAGCUGCACGUGCACCCCGCGCCCUUUGUCGUUCACCGCACAUAUCGGUUCCAGCACUUUUCGCUUGCAAUUUUGCGCCGCUGUCUCAAGUGGGUACCGCCACCGAGCAACGACGAGAAUGACAACAAUCAAGCCGAGUCGGGUGUGGAGAAGUUCGUCAUGUGCCCGGACGCCAACGUGAUUGUCGAGACGCGUCCGGUCGAGCGACCGUACGCCCCGCAAGAGAUUUACAUCAAGUACCGCGUUGGCGACUACCCGAGUCUCGGCGUCUUUUACUUGCUUUUGUACGACGACAUGUACCACGCACGCCUGCACGAGAUCUGGCGCAUCCACAUUCAGUCCAUGAUGCGACUCGACCUGCACGCGACCAUGGGCCAAGGAGUCCAGAACGAACUCAUCGUCAAAGGCGACGCGAUGCCCCGACGCGUCUCGUGCUUUAGUUCCCACCCCACCGAGCUCCAGUUUAAGCCGAGUGGCAUCUUUCAGCUCAUUCCGCAUGCGUUCAACCGCAUUGAAGUGCGCUUUGCGACCAUGCAAGUGUGUGCCAAGCAGAUUGUCGUCCACGUUGUUGACGUCGACAGCCGCGAUCUUGUGGGAGCGUGGCUUCUCAACACGACCGUGAGCGAGCCGAUUGUGACCAAGGUCUUUGACGUGACGCUUCCGACGGGCGUGCCUGUGCUCAAGAAAAUAUCGUAUCGGAAUCCGUGGGACGAAGAUCGGAGCUUUGUCUUGCGGAGCAACGACCCGAGCAUCAUGAAGCCGCGCGAGCCUCGGCUGCAGCUCCAAGGCAACGGUGACGGGUACCUUCGGCUGGCGUUUGCGCCGCACUCGCUCCCGUGCUCCAAGAAGGUCUACCUCUUCAUCAACGACCACCAAGACCAGAACGAAGAAUGUCUUCUCUUCCACCUCACAUGGUCCGACUCGGUCUCGAGUACCAUGUAAUAUCUGUUAUGUGAUUAGCACGUCACUGUACGAAUGACUCAAAUUGACUUCAUCUGUGAUCACA
Messenger RNA from Saprolegnia diclina VS20, 10992 nucleotides. RefSeq lists its product as hypothetical. Gene Ontology annotation, biological process: negative regulation of canonical Wnt signaling pathway. Gene Ontology annotation, cellular component: cytoskeleton; non-motile cilium. The transcript is spliced from 7 exons. Gene Ontology annotation, molecular function: calcium ion binding. NCBI's taxonomy places the organism in Eukaryota, Oomycota, Saprolegniomycetes, Saprolegniales, Saprolegniaceae. The coding region runs from base 51 to 10928 and encodes 3625 amino acids. The record is from RefSeq and is a predicted model, not a curated record.